Molecule: messenger RNA, 850 nt
Organism: Linum trigynum
Lineage: Eukaryota; Viridiplantae; Streptophyta; Magnoliopsida; Malpighiales; Linaceae
Source: the annotation of a GenBank genome assembly
UCCAAACACUCACUAAACCAAAAAACAAAAGAAGAAGCUAACAGAGAAAAUGAAGCUUUCCUACUUCCUCCACGGCCUAAUAAAUUUUACCAUCCCUCUUCUUCUGGCGCCGAUGAUCCAUCGCUGCAAUGCAUCAGCAGCAGCUGCAGAUCCUACCGUCGGCUUCACAGAGAUCCCACUGAACCAAUCGAACUUGGUCCUGCAAAAGCCAUACGACGUCCCUCUCCACCAGCGAUACAGCUUCGUCGGCGGCGUUCACCGGAUGUGGGUCUACGCCGACGACAAGCCUCACCAUCCCACCAGCCGGACCCAGCCGCGCACCGAAAUCCGCAUCACUGGGUUGGACUACUCGUCAGGAGUAUGGCAGUUCGAAGGGCACGGUUUCGUCCCCAACGGAACGUCGGGAGCCACAGUAGCACAGAUUCACGGCGCGAGCCAUGGCGCCACCACAUUGAUUCUGAGAGUCUACGCGCCGGGAGAAAUGAGGUUCUACAGCUACCCUCAAGUGGCCGACGGACUCUAUGACCGGUGGUUCCGGCUGAACAUCAUCCACGACGUCGACCGUGGCAUGGUGACCGUGUUCUUGGACGGCGAGCAGAAGUUCCAGCACCACGACCAAGGCCCAGGCGACUUGUACUUCAAAUGUGGCGUCUAUGCAGCUCCUGCUAAUAUCAGCUAUUACAUGGAGUCCAGGUGGAGAGACAUCAAAAUCUAUAGAAAGUUGUAACUUCAAUGUCAUCAAGAAUAGGAAUGAGAAAGCAGGUUUCUUUUAGAUUUUACAGAACCAAUCAAGCUAUCAGGAAAGCAAUAAACACUAUAUGAGGUUAUAUAAUAUACCCUCUACCACCAG